Venustampulla echinocandica is the source of this 891-nucleotide messenger RNA. RefSeq lists its product as uncharacterized. The transcript has 3 exons. Gene Ontology annotation, biological process: positive regulation of protein catabolic process. Lineage: Eukaryota; Fungi; Ascomycota; Leotiomycetes; Helotiales; Pleuroascaceae. Bases 1 to 891 code for a protein of 296 amino acids. Gene Ontology annotation, molecular function: ornithine decarboxylase inhibitor activity. The record is from RefSeq and is a predicted model, not a curated record. Gene Ontology annotation, cellular component: cytoplasm; nucleus.
AUGUCGCCCAGUAAACCGAAUAGCUACACCAGUACCAGUAAUUGUAAUGGCGAGACUGUUGGCCACCAGACCAGCAUUCUCGCCUCCGCUUACUGCGUAGACACUUCUGCCCGCCUCAGCGGAUUCCAAAACAAUGCUAACAUUCAUCCUCAGAUUACUCUACUACCGGCGCCGGCGGGGCCCAGUGGCAUCCCUGAGGUCCUGGGGAUCCAGGGAAUCCCCGCACCACCGUCAAGUCCCCCUCUAGCCGCCCUAACCUCCGCCAACGAGCUCGCGCUGAUGUCCAAAUCACGCGGCAACGACCAUACAACGGGCGCGAGGAGAAACGGUGGGCGUAAAGAGGGGGCAGCGUACUACAUCCGGGGAGAGUGUGAGAGACUCUUCUGCGAGACCAUGAAAGAUGUUUUCCUUGGUGAAGAAGGAACUUCGUCGAGUAACGGCUCAUUCGUGAUGGGUGCGGAUUUACAUAAUGCGUACCCUUCGCCUCCUAACGAGAGGCGGGGGGCGUAUGAUCAAAGUGAUUACUAUGGCAAGACGGACGUACAGGAUGUCGAUGCUUGGAUCGAGGUUUGGGACUAUGUCGGUGGAGCCAGCUUCCGCGGUUUCGUCGGCGGCAACGGGGAAAACAAGUCUCUGUUCGCAUUCUUCGAUUCUGCUGUCAUUGGAAGAGAUCUGAAACAAGGGCUUAUGGCAUUAAUCGAACUCGCCGAGACUGUCUUCGAUGUCUCGCAAGUUGUGGUCUGCGUCGAUCGGUCUGUACCCGACGUAGACCGCAAAGCCUUCCUGAAGAGCCUUCGAUGGGUCGGCUUCGAACUUGUUUCUCUUGAUUUGUGGGGCGGCGGCUUGGACAUGACAAGUGACAAGUGGCUGUUCUUGGGUAUGGAAAUUUAG